CACAGUAUGGAGUGUCCAAGUCAGGGGCGUCUUCUCUACCUCCGCCAACAGCAUUGGCUGAAGUGGGAGAGGGCGAGACCUUUUUCGCUCCUGACCAAUCACUUAUUCACAGGACUGGCGUGUGAGGGGCGGAAUCAGGUGUUGGUUCGCGUGACUGGCUGGAAAAAAUAGUCCUACCCACCAAUGAGGAAGCCAGUCAGGAUGGAGGGCGAGGCCUGGCAGCUGUAGUGCUUCUGAGCAGUAGAGGCGCAGGGUGCGGAGCUAGGGAGGCCGAGAGCCAUGGCGGCGGUGGUGGCGGCGGCGGCAGUGCGAGCCCGGAUCCUGCAGGUUUCUUCCAAAGUGAAAUCCCCCUGGUAUUCAGCAUCUCCCUUCUCUUCGUCAGUGCCAACUGUAAAGCUCUUCAUUGAUGGGAAAUUUGUUGAAUCCAAAAGUGACAAAUGGAUCGAUAUCCACAACCCAGCCACCAAUGAGGUAAUUGGUCGGGUCCCUCAGGCCACCAAGGCAGAAAUGGAUGCAGCCAUUGUUUCCUGCAAACGUGCUUUUCCUGCAUGGGCAGACACUUCAAUAUUAAGCCGUCAGCAGGUCUUGCUCCGCUAUCAACAACUUAUUAAAGAAAACUUGAAAGAAAUUGCCAAGUUAAUCACAUUGGAACAAGGGAAGACCCUAGCUGAUGCUGAAGGAGAUGUAUUUCGAGGCCUUCAGGUGGUUGAGCAUGCCUGUAGUGUGACAUCCCUCAUGAUGGGAGAGACCAUGCCAUCCAUCACCAAAGACAUGGACCUUUAUUCCUAUCGUCUGCCUCUGGGAGUGUGUGCAGGCAUUGCUCCAUUCAAUUUUCCUGCCAUGAUCCCCCUUUGGAUGUUUCCCAUGGCGAUGGUGUGUGGAAAUACCUUCCUAAUGAAACCAUCCGAGCGAGUCCCUGGAGCAACUAUACUUCUUGCUAAGUUGCUCCAGGAUUCUGGUGCCCCUGAUGGAACAUUAAAUAUCAUCCAUGGACAACAUGAAGCUGUAAAUUUUAUUUGCGAUCAUCCGGACAUUAAAGCAAUCAGCUUUGUGGGAUCCAACCAGGCAGGAGAGUAUAUCUUCGAGAGAGGAUCAAGACAUGGCAAGAGGGUUCAAGCCAAUAUGGGAGCCAAGAACCAUGGGGUAGUCAUGCCAGAUGCCAAUAAGGAAAAUACCCUGAACCAGCUGGUUGGGGCAGCAUUUGGAGCUGCUGGUCAGCGCUGCAUGGCUCUUUCAACAGCAAUCCUUGUGGGAGAAGCUAGGAAGUGGCUGCCAGAGCUGGUGGAGCGUGCCAAAAACCUGAGAGUCAAUGCAGGAGAUCAGCCAGGAGCUGAUCUUGGCCCUCUGAUCACUCCCCAGGCCAAAGAGCGAGUCUGUAAUCUGAUUGAUAGUGGAACAAAGGAGGGAGCUUCCAUCCUUCUUGAUGGACGAAAAAUUAAAGUGAAAGGCUAUGAAAAUGGCAACUUCGUUGGACCAACUAUCAUCUCGAAUGUCAAGCCAAAUAUGACCUGUUACAAAGAGGAGAUUUUUGGUCCAGUUCUUGUGGUUCUGGAGACAGAAACAUUGGAUGAAGCCAUCCAGAUUGUAAACAACAACCCAUAUGGAAAUGGAACUGCUAUUUUCACCACCAAUGGAGCCACUGCUCGGAAAUAUGCCCACCUGGUGGACGUUGGACAGGUGGGAGUGAAUGUUCCCAUUCCAGUGCCUUUGCCAAUGUUCUCAUUCACCGGCUCUCGAUCCUCCUUCAGAGGAGACACGAAUUUCUAUGGCAAACAGGGCAUCCAAUUCUACACUCAGUUAAAGACCAUUACUUCUCAAUGGAAAGAAGAAGAUGCUACACUUUCCUCACCUGCUGUCGUCAUGCCUACCAUGGGCCGUUAGAAACAAGUUUGUUUUAAGACUCAGUCCAUCCUGAGUAAUCUCCCUUUAUUUUUGACCAGAUUUAUUUUUCAGCUUUGCUCAGAUCAGAUCUAUGGGACUGGAAUACUAACUAAAAUCUUCCUCAGGACUAUUAGCCCCUGCAAAGUUUCUGUAGGGAGCUGCCUAGUGUAAUCUGAAACCAGAUUUUUCACUUACUCUUCAUACUUCUAUUUUUGAGGUAACUGUUGUAACCAUGAAAUUCUUAUCUGAAAUGAGUGCUUAAACCUGAUUUCUAAAAAUUAUCCCCUUUUCUGAUGACUCAAAGGGGAGAAAAGUCAGUGUAUGUAAAGAAAAUGUUCUGGCCAGACACGGUGGCUCAUGCCUAUAAUCCCAGCGUUUUGGGAGGCGAAGGUGGGCAGAUUGCUUGAGCCCAGGAGUUCAAGACCAGCCUGGGCAACAUGGUGAAACCCUGUCUCUAUUUAAAAAAUUGAAAAAGUAAAAAAAAAAAAAAAAAUUGAAAAGAUGAUGUUCCAGUAAUUGCAAGAACUCUUAGAUGGGGAAAGGGGAAACAGGAUAGAAAUAACUCACUGCUUUUGGUUGAUCCUUUAACACAGCCCUACAUAAAUGCCACUGGGAGAGACCUCCUACAAAGUUUUCUUGUACCCCUCUUUUAUCCAACAAUAUACAAUAUACAAGAUAUAAUCCAUUUUUAUGUAUCCCAAAUUUAUGGCAACAGCUUCUUUCUUUUCUGCUCAAUGCCACUUUGUUUCCUAGUAAUUCAGGACCAUUAUUUAAUUCUGUCAUUGUCACUGCUCCUGCUUCUUAAGAUCAUUUCUCAAGGAUACCUCAGUAAGCAAUGGCUAAGUCAACUUUUUGUUUUAUGUGCUAAGUAUUAAGUUUCAGGGUUCUCUUCAGCAAUCAUUAAUGCUUCAGCCAUUAAUUCAGAUGCAAAUAAUUUGAAAAUUAUUUCAAAAGUAAAAUAGGUCCAGAAAUCAAGGAGUGUUCCAACCAUGAAAAUGGGUAAGACACCUGCCUUAAGCAAAUCUAACCUGAUAUUACUUGUUUAUAUAUUCUUUUCUCUUGCCUGUAUUUCUCAUUAGUGAUACUUUUUAAUGAAAGAACUCUUCAUGUAGAGCAAUUGACUGGGACUAAGGAAUUUCAAAGCUUUACAUGACAUAAAGUGGUUUAAAAAUAUGCUUUGACAGUCUUCUGCCAGUAGUUUAAGUAUCUUUAUGCUUUUUUUUUUUGAGCCGGAGUUUCACUCUUGUCGCUUAGUCUCGAGUGCAAUGGUGUGAUCUCAGCUCACUGCAAUCUCCACUUCCCAGAUUCAAGCAAUUCUCCUGCCUCAGCCUCCUAAAUAGCUGGGAUUAUAGGCAUGUGCUACCACACGUGGCUAAUUUUGUAGUUUUAGUAGAGACAUGGUUUCUUCAUGUUGGUUGGGCUGGUCUCACAAACUCCCAACCUCAGGUGACCCGCCUACUUCGGCCUCCCAAAGUGCUGAGAUUACAGGCAUGGGCCAGCGAAACCAGCCACCUUUAUGCUUUUUGUUUCUUUGAUAUAUUUAAACUUAAGGUCAGAACAGAAAUUCAUGCGCUGAACAGAAUGGAUUCUUUCUGCAGUACCAUCCCAGUUGAAUCUUCUGUUUUCCUGCUUCCUUACUAGUCACUUGAAUAGUGCUAACCUACUCUAUGGAAGUUAUUUGGUGAAUUAGGAUGAUUAAAAAAAGACCUUGAAAAUAUUGUGUAAUCUGUGGAUUUGAGGCUUAUUACUACCACCUGACUGGAUAGAAUAUCAAAACCUUCAAUCAUUUAAGGUGACUGAAACUUGUGUAAAAUACAUGAUGACCCUACUGGGUCUUUUUUUUUUUUUCUUUCCUAAAGAUGAGGCAAUAGAAAUUUAUAAUUUGAGACUAUACUACCCCUUGUUUUAGCUCUUAUCACAGCUGGCAACUGGUAGUGAUAUUUAAUCCAAUCCAACAACUAUAAGCUGGAUUGAAUCAAAGGUCAUUAUUGUCUAAAUUCCAAAUGGAAUUAAAUAUAGUCACAGAGACUCCUAACAUUUUCCUUACAUUUAAGGAAAAUCACUUCUAAAAAAAACACACACUAAUCAGAAUUGUGCUGCUGUAAUUAGAAACAACUUGUCUGGCCAGCUAUUUGCUACUCAGAGAGUUUCUUAUUUCUUAGAAGAAAAAAAAAAUCUCAUCAGUUAUAUUCAUGUGAUGCAGCUAAAAAGUCAGUAUUUUAUUUUCUUUGUGCUCUAAUGUGGCUUUAUUUGAAAUUUCUCAAGAUUCUACAUUGUACUAAUAGAUUAUGAAUAACAAAUUAUAAAUAAAAAACUCUUAAAAGAGAAAAA
Molecule: messenger RNA, 4212 nt
Organism: Callithrix jacchus (white-tufted-ear marmoset)
Lineage: Eukaryota; Metazoa; Chordata; Mammalia; Primates; Cebidae
Gene: ALDH6A1
Product: aldehyde dehydrogenase 6 family member A1
Biological process (GO): L-valine catabolic process; thymine catabolic process
Cellular component (GO): mitochondrion
Molecular function (GO): methylmalonate-semialdehyde dehydrogenase (acylating, NAD+) activity
Source: RefSeq, a predicted model, not a curated record